UCACUCACCACGUCCAGCCUCCACAGCCAUCCGAUGCCUCGACCGCCCCGCGUAUCUGUCUCCGCGUUCGCAGGCUGAGCCUUUGGCAAGGCAUCUCUCCAGCGACCGUCCCCUGACUAGGCACUGACUAGGCAUUACCGGAGGGGUUCUUUUAUAUACGGCUCUAAUGCCUUUUGCAGGCACAUACGACCAUACCCAUUGGAAAACUCGGGAUCCCGUCCGCUCCCCCAUAGAUAAGCCAAUGAGGGCUGGAGUAGUAGUCGGGUCGGUGACGACCGGCGAAUGCCCGGUGUUGUAUGUUUUUUGCAGUCUUCCUUAAUCGAGGAUCGUUGUUCGUUUUGUUCAACUACAAUGGUGAGUGGUCACGGAGCGAGGUGCGCGAUCGGACAGAUGCGAUGGAUUGGCGCAGACAGCUGCGGGCUUGUAAGCUGCUUGCAGGGGCGGUCACUCUUGGGCGGCACCCCUCACCAUCAUCACGGUCGCACAGUUGCAAUCCCAACCCAUCACGACGGGUCAACUCUUCGAAUGUGAGAAGUCACCUUCCUUUUCACAAUGGCUGGCAACCACCCGACAGGAUCCCCCAGGGUGUUGGGGCCGUCACAGGUUCCGAGGCCAUCAUGACCGCCGGGGCCAUUAAGACCGCCGAGCGUGCUACAAGUGAAAAGGCUAUUCCGACUGCUGAAGUCGGCACCAGCUCUGACCCUACCGCUGAAGCCAUCACUAGCUCAGACACCACUGAUAAAGUCAUCGCAAGCUCCGAAGCCAGCACGAGCUCUGAAGCCAUUACGACUGCCGAGGUCAUUACAACUGUUGAAGUCGUCACGAGCUCUGAAGCCAUCAAUGGCUCUGAAGUCAUCACGAGCUACAACGUCAUCGCAGCCAACGAAGUCAUCACGAGCCCUGACACUGUUGUUGAAGCCAUUACAACUGCCAAGGUCAUCACCGGCCCCAGCACUAACAAGGGUCUAUUAAGCACUGUGGCUGCUACUAUCCAGCUCUUGAUAUUCGCUAUCAUCACUCUCUACAACGACCUCUCUGCUAUACACGUCACAAUCUCUCUGCCUAAGGGCUGGGCAGUUAUUUUUGCCCUUCUUGUUAAGUUGCUGGCUAGAGGCCGAGGCUGAGGGGGGGUGUUAAGACCGAUAGGUCACGUGAUCAACUGGUGGGGUCAGCCUGCCUGAGGCCGCUAUCGGGUUGAAACGGGCUGUAUUGAAGAAAAGGUCUGCAGCGUAGCAUCUAUAGUUCCUUUAAUGAGGGUGGAGGUUGUGUUAGGAAGUGAAGUUGUUAAUUACACACGCAGACUCGCGCAAUACAUUAAUUAUCCACUGGUGUUCUCUGUGCGUUUGACCAUCAGUGUUGGCAACAGCAGGAUGACCAAGGGAAGUUGUGGACUAGGAAGCCUAGCAGAAGCCCUGACUUAUUAAUUGUUAGGUGUGAUCGUGUCAUAGCGCAAUGUGGUGGAAGGU
This is a messenger RNA of Colletotrichum navitas, 1466 nucleotides long. RefSeq lists its product as uncharacterized. NCBI's taxonomy places the organism in Eukaryota, Fungi, Ascomycota, Sordariomycetes, Glomerellales, Glomerellaceae. Bases 297 to 1124 code for a protein of 275 amino acids. The record is from RefSeq and is a predicted model, not a curated record. The transcript has a single exon.